AUGGCGUGUAAGAUAAUUGCUCUAGUCCUCUUCGUAGCUUGUGCUCAAGCUAUCCAUUACGACGGACACGCAGCCACCUCAUCCAUCGUAUUCAACGACAACCACAACACCGUCCACCACAUCCAAUCCGCCUAUGCAGCUCCCGCCCACGGAUACGCCGCACCCGCCGCCCACUACUCCCAUCACGCCGCCCCGGCCGUCCACUACGCGGCGCCCGCCGUCAAAGUCGCCGCUCCCGUGCUCCUGAAGAGCGCGGCUCCCGCCCAUGGACACGCCAGCUCCUACUCCAGCGUCAGCUUCGGCCACGACAACCACUACGCAGCUCCCUCUCACUACGCCGCCCCCUCUCACUACGCCGCUCCCGCGGUCGCCAAAUUCGUCGCCCCGGUAGCUAAGGUCGCCGUAGCCGCUCCCCAUUACCACGACAACUCCUACUCGACCUACGCCGCUCCCGCUGUUGCUAAAUUCGUUGCCCCGGUAGCCAAAGUCAUCGCUGGACCUUCCUACCACCACCACGAAGAACAAUACGCUCCAGCUAAAUACGACUUCGCCUACGGUGUAGAAGACCACCACACCGGCGACAUCCACUCCCACAAGGAAUCCCGGGAGGGCGAUGUUACCCACGGCGAGUACUCCCUUCACGAGGCUGACGGUACCAUCAGGACUGUGAAAUACAGCGUUGACAAGCACAGCGGAUUCAACGCAGUCGUCGAAAGGUCCGGACACGCCGCUCAUGCUCAACCAGCCAAAGCCAUCAUCGCUGCUCCGGUGAUCAAGACCAUCGCUGCUCCGGCUCCUUACUACCAUCAUUAG
Messenger RNA from Phyllotreta striolata, 813 nucleotides. NCBI's taxonomy places the organism in Eukaryota, Metazoa, Arthropoda, Insecta, Coleoptera, Chrysomelidae. The record is from the annotation of a GenBank genome assembly.